Molecule: messenger RNA, 1128 nt
Organism: Parascedosporium putredinis
Lineage: Eukaryota; Fungi; Ascomycota; Sordariomycetes; Microascales; Microascaceae
Source: the annotation of a GenBank genome assembly
AUGUCUGCCGUCUUCAGCCUUUCCGAGGAGUCCAAGGAGCGCAUCGGUCGCAUUAUGGAGAUCUCCAGGGUCGCCAUUCACUAUGGCUACAUUCCCUUGAUCCUCUAUCUGGGCUACACCCGCAGCGAGCCCCGACCCUCGCUCAUCCGAUCCUCCAUGGUAUCAUCCAGUCAUGCGGGACUCUCUCCCGCCGGAGUCGAGUCCAUCGCCGGCCUCACGGCCGGCUCGGUAGCUACACUUGUCGUACACCCCCUCGACAUUGUCAAGACAAGGAUGCAGAUCUACCGGACGUCGGGCAGCCAAGGAGCGCCAAUCACGACCAAAGCCAUCAUCCAGGAUAUGGUGCGCAGCCCGCACCCGAUCGCAUCCCUUUACCGCGGCCUGACCCCGAACUUGAUCGGCAACGCUGCGAGCUGGUCCAUCUUCUUCUUCUUCAAGGCGCGCGUGGAGCGCACCAUCGCGGCCUGGAAAGGAGGUGCCAUGGACACGCCGUCCGUCAAGGCUAGACUCAGCCCGGGCGACUACUUUGUCGCGUCCGGGCUCGCGGGCCUGCUCACGCAGGUCAUCACCAACCCCAUCUGGGUCCUCAAGACGCGCAUCCUGUCAUCGGAUCGGUCCGCCGAGGGGGCCUAUCCGGGCAUGCUGUCCGGCGCGCGGCGCCUGCUGCGGAGCGAGGGCAUCGCCGGCUUCUACCGUGGCCUCAGCGUAAGCAUGCUCGGCGUGUCGCACGGCGCGGUCCAGUUCGCCGUAUACGAGCCGGCGAAGCGAAUGUACUUUGGGCAGAAGCGGCGGCGGCAGGGCAGCGGGGAGGGUUCGCCGUCGCCGUCGCAGGACAAGAUGUCCACCGAGUCGACGAUUGUGAUUUCGAGCUUGGCCAAGCUUGUGGCCGGCGCCGUGACGUACCCGCACCAGGUGCUGAGGAGUAGGAUGCAAAACUACGACGCCGAUGAGAGAUUCGGGCGCGGGCUGCGCCAGGUGGUGGGGAAGAUUUGGAGGGAGGACGGCGUGAGAGGCUUCUAUCGAGGUCUCAUGACUGGGGUCGUCAGGGUGCUGCCGGCGACCUGGGUGACGUUUUUGGUUUACGAGAACACCAAAUUCUACUUGUCUCGAUGGGUUGACGUCGAGUAG